CUGCACCUAUCGGAAAGCACACCAACAUCUAGCAUGAGAUAUGAGGAACUUUCCUCAAAUUCGCUUCUAUCGAUAGGGUCUUCGGGCUUCUACUUCGAUUUGCAGUUGGAUCACCCUUAUACUAAGAGAUGUGGCCAGAUUGGCUUAUUACUCGUUCGAAUGCGCUCUAGCCUCCGCCAAUACCACUUGGACUAUAAAAGCGCAUGUCUACCAUCUUACCUGUCCCACACAAUGAUCCCUCCGCAGCUGUCAGCUUUUCUGACCACAUCAUCUGCUCGUGGCACAGUGGCUUGGGGAUACCAUGUGGCGCAUAUACCAGUGUAUCGGACCUUUCAAGACAUUUGUCGAUGCACGGGGUGAAUGGGCCGGCAAAAUCGGUCAUAUCGUGUGCAUGGGGUGACUGUGGAAGAGCCCCCAUGAAACGGGAGAGCAUUGUUCGACAUGUCGAGGAAGUGCACUUGCAGGUGAAAUACCUCUGCGACCAAUGUAGUGCUUCUUUCUCGCGCAAAUCUACGCGCAACGGUCAUGUUUUCAAGUCGCAUUCAUACGCGUCCUAGU
Molecule: messenger RNA, 558 nt
Organism: Suillus discolor
Lineage: Eukaryota; Fungi; Basidiomycota; Agaricomycetes; Boletales; Suillaceae
Exons: 4
Coding region: 204-557 (117 amino acids)
Source: RefSeq, a predicted model, not a curated record